AUGAUGAAUCUAACACAAUAUCGUCAUGUAUUUCGUUAUUUAUCGUAUGCUUUCAUUGAUACAACAUUUCUUAAUGAUUGUCAAGCUAAUAAUUGGCAAGAAAAUUUUUGGAUUUCAACUGAAUUUCAACGUGUAAUUGCGACUAAAGGAGAAUCAUUAAAUCCAUUUUUACGUCCUCCACGAUGGAUUAUUAUUUACCGCAACCAGCAAUUAAUUUUUCUUAGCGCUUUAGAAGCCAAUUGGUUAAUAGGUCGUUGA
Rotaria sp. Silwood1 is the source of this 258-nucleotide messenger RNA. The record is from the annotation of a GenBank genome assembly. NCBI's taxonomy places the organism in Eukaryota, Metazoa, Rotifera, Eurotatoria, Philodinida, Philodinidae.